Molecule: messenger RNA, 1273 nt
Organism: Hydra vulgaris (swiftwater hydra)
Lineage: Eukaryota; Metazoa; Cnidaria; Hydrozoa; Anthoathecata; Hydridae
Product: transport and Golgi organization protein 2 homolog
Source: RefSeq, a predicted model, not a curated record
UUUUUUUAAUGCAGAAAUUAUUUUUAGCAUGUGUAUAAUAUUUUUAUGGCGGGGUGUUUCACGUUCAAAUUAUAAAUUUAUAUUAGCUGCUAAUAGAGAUGAGUACUUCUCAAGACCUGCAAAACCAGCUUCAUUCUGGGAAGGAAAUGAUUCACACAUUCUGGCAGGUCAAGAUUUGACUGAAGGAUAUGAAGGUGGAACUUGGUUAGGCAUAACACGCUCAGGUCGUGUGUGUUUUUUGACAAAUAUCAGUACAAAUGAAGUCAUUAGUUCUGCUCAGAAGGGUCGUGGACAACUUGUUGCUGACUUUUUAAGAAGUGAAAUUAAUCCAUCGGAUUACUUAUUAGGCUUAGAGAAAAUUAAAAAAACAUUUCGUCCAUUCAAUUUGGUUGCUGGAUUAAUUGAGAGUGAUUUUAUCUAUAUAAGUACUGAAAACAACUUGUGUGCUUUGGAAAAAGGAUAUUUAUGUUUGACCAAUAGUUCGUUAGAUAAACCAUGUUUAAAGGCCUUGAACAGCUUAAAUAAAUUUAAGGAUUUGUUUAAUAGUGAAGAAGAAAUUGAAAACAUUCACGAAAAGUUAUUCACAUUAUUAGCUGAUAAAACUAAAAAUACAGAUCUUUGUCAGGAGUCUUCUGAUGAAUGGAAUUCGUCAAUAUAUAUAGAUCCUACAACUGCUCCUUUCGACAAUGCAAACGUUUUUGGAACAAGAACAAGUACAGUCAUUACAGUGGAUAUCAAUAACCAUGUUGUGUUUCAAGAAAAAACUAAAACAGAUGCUAAUCAGCAACUAAGUGAUUGGUUGUCUAGUACUUAUGAGUAUGACAUUAUAAAAUGACGACUUUUCAUUUGUUUAAGUAUCAUAAUAGCUUUUAUACUUUUUUCUAAUAACUUUUGUUUAUAAUCGUUUUUAAUCUUCAGUAUUAGUAGCUGGUAAAUUGAAAUUAAAUCGGUUUUUGUUUAAUUAGAUAUUUUGCGUAAGGGGUAGUCCAUAAGUUACGCAAGCUAAAUUUUACUAAUAAAAAAACAAAAUAAGAUCAAAAGCUUUUCCUUGCAGAGCCUUAAGUUAAAUAAAAAAUAAAAACAGCACAUUAAAUUUAAUGAAAAUCACCGCGUAAAAGAUCUCCUUAAGAUCUCCUACUUGUAUUUUUAAAUAAAUUUAGAGUUGCGUAAUUUAUGGCCGAUCCCAAUAAAAUACGUAUUUUAUUACGAGUUUAUGCAAAGAAUGUAAAGUUUUCAAAAAGUAUUUUUCUAUUUAAUUAUUCAAAGUAUUGGU